Solea solea (common sole) is the source of this 3675-nucleotide messenger RNA. RefSeq names its product SERTA domain containing 4 (gene sertad4). Gene Ontology annotation, cellular component: nucleus. The transcript is spliced from 4 exons. NCBI's taxonomy places the organism in Eukaryota, Metazoa, Chordata, Actinopteri, Pleuronectiformes, Soleidae. Bases 557 to 1711 code for a protein of 384 amino acids. The record is from RefSeq and is a predicted model, not a curated record.
GUUGUUUUCACACGAGCUGUCAACGCAGCGGCGACGACGACGUCAUUCAGCCCGGGAAACCGACACACCCGCCUGUCUGUGUGUCUGUCUGUGUGUCUGUCUGUGUGUGUGUGUGUGUGUGAGAGAGAGAGAGAGAGAGUCUCACUGAGCGAAGGACAAACACUAACUGAGAAAACAACAACAAACACAGUGAGAAGAACAGCUGUCAGCCUCACGAGCAGCAGCAGCAGCGGCGGCAGCGGCGGGAAGAUGCUGCGCGCGGGUCCGGCGGGAGAAACGCGAGCGCUUUUAAUGACGAGUAUUUAGACGAGUAGAUAAUUACGUGGUAAUUAGGUGAGUGGUGUUUAAAGCGUCUGCCGCUACAGGCUGAAAUUAGCAGGAGCCCGCGCUGGAACUCAGUACCGGGGUUUUUUUUUCCCGCGGGAGUUUUUCAUUUGUCUUUUUUUUUUGCCCCCCCCCCUGAACGCACCUUGGAUUUCCGUCGUUGACACAAAGCCAGUGUGGAUCCGAGGACGACGUCAGCGCAGAGGCAGACAGACAGAAGUCGGAGAGAGAGAUGACCCUCGUUUUGUCCAUGAAUCCUUUCCUGGACCCAGAAGGAGACCCGCCGCUCUCCACCUAUCAGCCUGUGUGGGAAUCAGAGCCAUGCAGCAAGACCUGCCCGUCAAACCCGGCCCCGCCUUCCAGCUCUGAUGAGGCGUUUACACAAGAGCCGCCCUCCAGACGACUUCCGGAUCAUGUUUCCGUGUCCAGAAUCGCGUACUUUAAGAGGAAGUUUGUGGACGAUGACGACGAGCGCUCCUUCAGUUUCAGGACGUACUGCCAGGCUGUUGCUCCGGUGUUGGAGGAGCGCGCUCUGGUGCUGCGUCUCUCUCUGGAGAAGAUGAGGUUCAUCGACGACCCCGAGGCCUUCCUGCGACGUUCUGUUCUCGUGAACAACCUCCUCCGACGUCUGCGUGCUGAGAUUCUGCUGCAGAGCUCUGACUGGUGCUUCCCACCAAACCCGGCGUUUGUCCUCCCGCCCAGCGCUAACCCCGCCCACCAGGCGCUCCACGGAGCGCUGCCCGCCCGCAUCUGCUUAUCACCGCAGGCUGGACCGCCGCUCCGUAAGCGCUUACGAAUGGUUGGCGGAGGACGUGGUGAACUGCGGCCUGACUGCGCUCAGACGUGCUGCUGCGUCUACGCAGCUGCAGCCUCAGCAGGACAUUACCUGCACCUCCCGCUCUCCAUGUACGACGCCGCGCUCUCCUCCUGCCCGCCCACGCCUCACUCCUCCUCCUCCUCCUCCUCCUCUUCCUCCUCCUCCUUUCAGCUCACUAACCACAGUAAGUUAGGGCUAGAGCACGAUGAUGAUGAGGAAGAUAUUGAAGAGGAGGAGGAAAAUGAAGAAGAAGAAGAUGAAAGGGAAGCAGGGGAGGAGGAGGAGGAGGAGGAAGAGGAGGAAAAAACACAAGCAGGGUCUUCUACUGAUGUUAAUAAACAUAAUUCAAUCCAGAAAAGGACUAGGACCUCGCUGGCUCACACACACACAAGGACAGAGGAGGACACCUGCAUGACAGACAGAGGAGAGGAGGACGAAGAGCGAGAGCAGGAGGAGGAGGAGGAGGAGGAGGACGAAGAAGAGGAAGUGGCAGAGAGAGCGUGUCAGUGGGUCUCAGAGAGAGAUCUCCACAGGUUCAGCUUCUGGCAGCGCAGGGUUCACAGACAGUAAGUGUGUGUGUGUUAGGAAGUGACGAUGAUUCAGAUGAAGGUUACAAUUCAAAUAUGCCAAGUCAGCUUUAUUUUCAUGUGCUCAUGUUUAUAGUCCAUAGUUGUGUUUGUCAAGCACAAAGCUAUGACCACACACGCACACACACACACACACACACACACACACACACACACACACACACACAGACACACACACGACACUGCAGCCGUGUUUCUACUUCAGUUUGGUUCAGAACAAAGAAACAGUUCCAUGUUCCACAUGUAUCUUCACCCUCGUCUUCGUCUUAUUGAGACAAACGACAGAAACAAGAGCUCAGAGAGACGUCACGCCUACGCAGCCCAGACCCCGCCCACACCCCGCCCUCCAAGGCCAGGUAAUGUUUUACCAUUCCAGAGCGUCCUAUUCUGUACCAACCCAGACCGUACAGACGGAGCUUAUACUGGUGCAAAGGUCGUCGUUCAGGACCCUAAACAAGCCCAGUGUGUGUGUGUGUGUGUGUGUGUGAGAUGAUGAUGAUGUAGCAUUUUCAAACUUGAGUUUAAACUGUUGUGUUGUUAUUGUCGGUCACACGUGUCUCAGGCAGAGCUGCUCAGAGAAUCGUUCAAUCACAAUCUCAAGUGCCUUGGUGUUUUUAACAUGGUUCCUAAGUCGCUGUCACAAGGAUGACAUUUAAAAAUCUUCUGCCUGUUUUGACCUUUGAGGAAAGUUGUGAAAACCUUGAAAACCUCAUUUUUAUGCCUUUGAUUCACGCAGUUAAACCUUAAAUGUGGUUUAUUUUCAUGCGUCAUUAUGAAAACAUCAAACACAAUGUGUGAAUUUCAGGAUGUAAAGGAGCUGUAUGUAAGAUUUCACUGAGCGGCUAAUGCUAACACUGGCUACGUAAAAAAACACUCCCAGUCUAGAUUAUUGAUUAAAACAAACAACGUGUCAUCAUCAACCAAGAAACAGCUAGCUAACUAUAUUUGGAUGCAGAUUAAGAGCUGGUUAGCGUAGCUUAGCAUAACAACAGAAAUGGCUAGCCUGGCUGUGUCCCUGUCUGUUUAAAGUGCUCACAGCUGCAGCAGAGACGCUAGCUGACAGCUAACAGGUGACUAAAGCUACACUCUUUCUUUACAUGUGUUCACAGCGGUGUCACCUGAGCGUUCUGCCAUUUGUCUGAAAGAUUGUUUUAUCUUAUUUGUUGUAAUUUUGUGAAAACAAAAGGGAAAACAAAGUCGUUAUCCAGAUAAGCAUGAACAUUCAUUUAGGCCGAACACACAUUUGUUGACAUAUUUCUCUUUUUUUUUCCACAAAUAACUUUAAUGAUUGAUGACUAUCUGGAUUUGAAGACUUGAUAAUAAUAAUAAUAGUAAUAAUAUUAAUAAUGAUGAUGUUUCAGUAUUUCAGUAUUGUAGUAGAACAUUGUUUUCGUGGUUUGAUCAGCCACGUUGGUGUUUGUGUGUUUUUUUAAUUAAAAAAGAGAAAAGUCACCUUUGAGCCUCAUAGAUACAGUUUCAAGUCUCUUCUGUUUCCAAGUUUGAAGACGUGUCUCGUGUUUUUGUCCUCGCACGACAAACCAAAGUGUUUCUUUUUUGUAUUUAUUCUUUUGGACUUUUGUGUGACAUCAUGAAGCCAUGGCUCAGUUUACGUCCGGUUUGCAGAGUGGAUUCACUCGUGCUUUGUCCUGUAGUUUUCUUGGUUUCUUUCUUUCUGAUGUACAGUUGUGACAGUUUACAUCCCCGCUGACACGCGUACAACAAAACAAGUGGAAGUGACGGCCUCUUUAAUAUUAUAUCAUUCUUUAAAAACCUGUGAUUAUCUCAAAUGAAAGGAUCUUACAAAGCAAUAUGUGCUUCUGCGAGAAGAGCGUGUGUGAAACCACGUCGUCUGUCAUUAAAAACAACAAAGGAGCAAAGAUGGCUCCGGUCAUUUUAUGUGAUGUUUUGUGACAAGUGUUCAAGUAAAGAAAUGUUGAAAAAAAACAA